CAUUCACAGAAGCUAUAAGUAGGCUGAAAAAGGGCCAGUAUACGCAUUCAUACAAUUUCUACCGAAUCGUUCGGUUGUUGCUGUAAGAAUAAAGUUAAAUUGAACAUGUCUGGACGUGGUAAAGGAGGAAAAGCGAAGGCGAAGGCGAAGUCUCGCUCGAACAGAGCUGGACUCCAGUUUCCUGUCGGUCGUAUUCAUCGUCUAUUGAGGAAAGGUAACUACGCAGAACGCGUUGGCGCCGGAGCACCAGUUUACUUGGCUGCAGUUAUGGAGUACUUGGCCGCUGAAGUUCUGGAAUUGGCGGGAAACGCUGCGCGGGAUAACAAGAAGACUAGGAUCAUUCCGAGACAUCUACAACUGGCUAUCAGAAAUGACGAGGAAUUGAACAAACUUUUAUCUGGAGUUACCAUUGCUCAAGGUGGAGUCCUGCCCAAUAUUCAGGCUGUGCUUUUGCCUAAGAAGACUGAGAAGAAGGCUUAGAGACACCGGAAAACGAUCAAACAAAUGGCCCUUUUCAGGGCCACAAUUGAUAAAACGAAGGAAAACAAUUCGUUAUUACUCAUACCUAUUCUCCCAUAUUCCCCAUUAAUUAUCUAUUCUAAAACAAGUAAAUUCUACGAAAUAAUUUUAUUUGCUGCUAUGCUAUACAAUAUUUUAA
Ceratina calcarata is the source of this 658-nucleotide messenger RNA. Its product is annotated as histone H2A. Gene Ontology annotation, molecular function: DNA binding; protein heterodimerization activity; structural constituent of chromatin. Gene Ontology annotation, cellular component: nucleosome. The transcript has a single exon. Bases 106 to 480 code for a protein of 124 amino acids. The record is from RefSeq and is a predicted model, not a curated record. Lineage: Eukaryota; Metazoa; Arthropoda; Insecta; Hymenoptera; Apidae.